Erythranthe guttata (spotted monkey flower) is the source of this 2046-nucleotide messenger RNA. NCBI's taxonomy places the organism in Eukaryota, Viridiplantae, Streptophyta, Magnoliopsida, Lamiales, Phrymaceae. The record is from RefSeq and is a predicted model, not a curated record.
AUGGGUUGUGUUAGCUCCAAGAAGCAAAGGUCUCAAUCCCCUGAUUUCGAUGACCAUGAACAAGUCGUCGUCUCCUCCUCCGCAUUUCCCGGUCGGACCGCCAAUAGGUCCACGACCCGCUCCGCUUCCUCCGGGCCGGUUCAUGUUCAUGCAUCGUCCGGCCCAUUAACGAAGAAGGUAAAGGAGGAUCCCGACAUUGAGGCGGUGGUCGUCGUCGACGAUGAAUCUGGUAAGAUCAAAAUACCCGAUUUUGACGAUGCUGACGGUUCGGCAAAUUUCACGGCGGCUUUGACGAGAGGGCCCUCACAGAAGAAGGCGCCGGCGCCGGCGCCGGCGGCGGGUUUCACCAUUAAUUUUGGCAGGUUGUCGGAAGGCGCUGAGCAGGCGGCGGCGGGUUGGCCCGCUUGGCUCACCUCUGUAGCGGCCGACGCCGUCGACGGGUGGGUCCCUUUGAGUUCCGACACGUACGAAAGAUUGGAUAAGAUUGGACAAGGUACGUACAGCAACGUUUACCGGGCACGCGAUUUGAGAACCGGUAAAAUGGUGGCCGUUAAAAAAGUCCGGUUCGACAAUUUUCAACCGGAGAGCGUCCGGUUCAUGGCUCGUGAAAUCAUGAUCCUCCGCAGGCUGGACCACCCUAAUAUCAUGAAACUCGAGGGCAUCAUUACAUCCCGAUUAUCGUGUAGCAUAUACCUCGUUUUCGAAUACAUGGAACACGACUUGGCUGGACUUUUAUCAUGCCCCGAUAUAAAAUUCACCGAUUCUCAGAUCAAAUGCUACAUGAGACAGCUAUUAAGUGGAGUGGAGCAUUGCCACUCGCGAGGGAUAAUGCAUCGAGACAUUAAAUCCUCGAAUAUCUUAGUCAACAACGAAGGGGUCUUGAAGAUAGCAGAUUUUGGGCUCGCGAAUUUUCUUAGACCAGCGAACAAGCAACCAGCUUUAACAAGCCGAGUGGUGACUCUAUGGUACCGGCCCCCCGAGCUUCUACUGGGGUCCACAGAGUACGGUGAAACGGUCGAUCUAUGGAGUGUGGGCUGUGUCUUUGCCGAGCUUUUCGUUGGAAGGCCUCUCCUUAAAGGCAGAACCGAGGUGGAGCAAUUGCAUAAAAUCUUCAAGCUUUGCGGCUCUCCGCAAGACGACUAUUGGAAAAAAUCUAGGCUUCCUCUUGCGACUAUGUUCAAACCGCAGCAGCCUUACGAGAGUACGCUGAGAGAGAGAUGUAAGGAGUUUCCGAAAAGAUGGCCCGGGAUCAAUUCCGUUAAUUUUAGUUAUCUGAGGUUGAGGGCAACGUUCGCAGGGCCAACGGUGGAAGUGCAAAAUAUAUACAGAAGAUCAAGGGCUGGAAUCGAGCCACCUCGUGCAUCACUAAAACAAACCUACGACACAAAAUCAGAGGUUUCUCAAAUGUCACAUGAUUCUCAAGAAUCGAGCACCCGAUCGGUUCCGCUGGAAGUGACAGCAUCAUCGAGCAGCUUCGCAUGGGCCAAAAGGCAAAAGCACCAAGACGUGUUCACUAGAUUGCACAGCCAGCCCAUUUCAAGAAACCAAAAAUCCAACACAUCCGAUCCGUCCAAUACAUCAAACAACGACCAAUCAGACGGCCAAGAUCAAGCCAACGAGUCUUCCGGACGGAACUACCGGGCCAUGCGUAGGGAACAUGCCCAGCUGCAACGCCCCGAAUCUUUUGAUUCUUCCGAAAUUUACGAGCCUAACGAACUGUCAGAGGAUUACGGGAACAAGAAGAUUAGCAGAGUUGCAUUCUCGGGGCCGUUGGUAUAUCAGUCCUCUCAAGAAAUUGCUUCGAGGCAAUACAAUUUACCUCAUCAAACUCUUCGAAGAUCCCGAUUUCACAAAGGUAACGCGCACGCGAACACGUCCAAUUAGGACAAGCUAUAUUUCCUUACAGACGCAAUUUCAGAUUGAAUGACAAGCUAAUUCUUCAUUUGUGCAGAUUAGUGCACAGUUUCAAAUUUUGAUUCCAAUCCGAGUCUGCAGAUCCAACUGUAACAGAAAAAUUGCUCAAAAUCAAUUUACUUAUUUUUUAAA